AUCGAAUUUUCAGGACCUAUAAUUGGGGAGCUGGUAGCGGUCACGUGUCUCAUACUAAAUUCUGUAUUCAGUCAUCAAAUACCAGUUCUAUUGACUGCUCUUGCCUACAGUUUACCCAUGGCAAUAUCAGAAGGAUUACCAUGUUUAUUAUUGGGAGUUUAUAGCUAUGUGUCGACUUGUAGUAGUGAAGCAAGUUUAACUUUGAGGAUAGGUGGUGUAUCCACUAUUCAGAAAAUAGCUUAUGUCUUAGGAUUGGGUAUGAGUGGUAUUAUCCUAAAUCUCCUAGGUUUUAUUGAUGCUUACACAACUACAUUCUUCAUGAUGUUUUCUUCUCUAAUAUAUGGGUACUACAUCAUUAAGGAAAGAAGUAAAAUUGUUGCUGAAGUCGAAGAAGAACUUCAAGAAUUAAAAGAAACACCUAAUAAAAUUAAGCGAAAGAUUUACGUCAUAGAACAUUUUUUUUAUACACUUAAAGUUUUCUUCACCAGGAGACCCAGUAAUAAAAGAAUGAGAUUGAUUGCUUCAGUUCUUCUUCUGAUGAUUGUAAAUGGACCUUUUAGAGGUGAACAGAGUGUUUUAUUCUUCUAUACGAAACUCAAGUUUGGAUGGAAUCAUUUGGAUUAUGGAUAUUUUUAUGGAGCUCAUAAAUGA
Messenger RNA from Harmonia axyridis, 651 nucleotides. RefSeq lists its product as uncharacterized. Gene Ontology annotation, molecular function: transmembrane transporter activity. The record is from RefSeq and is a predicted model, not a curated record. Gene Ontology annotation, biological process: transmembrane transport. The coding region runs from base 118 to 651 and encodes 177 amino acids. The transcript is spliced from 3 exons. NCBI's taxonomy places the organism in Eukaryota, Metazoa, Arthropoda, Insecta, Coleoptera, Coccinellidae. Gene Ontology annotation, cellular component: membrane.